UUAUAUAAAAAAAAAUCAUAUAUAUCUGGAGAAAGAGAUCCGAUUCUUACAAGUGGAUUUCCACUGGGCAAUUCGCAAUGGCGUUGCGACCUGGGAGAAUCCAUCUUCUCGAUUCAAGAGAAAAAGAUAAAGCUUUCUUUAAUCUUCUUCCACCAACAACACCAUCGAAAUCAUUAAACAGCAUCAAAAGCUCCGCACUGCCUGGAAGAAGCACAAGGAUUAUCUUCCACCAAGGGAGCUCCAUGGAAGCCCUAGAAUGGAGGAAAAGGCUCAGAGAAGACAUGGAGUGCAAUGCAGGUGUCAAAAUGCUGAGCUUUUCUUCACCGGAAAACAAAAUUGGUGGAGCAAAAGUGAUAUCGCAGAAAAUCACAGUGCUUGAGAAGCCCAAAAAAACUACUUUCGACCUCCAUCUCAGCAAGAGAGAGUUCGAUUGGGCUAAAGCUGCUCGAUCGAGGAGAAGGUUGACUUCGACGACUCAGCUAAUGCAGCAGAUGUUUCCUCCUCUCUCGUCUAGGUUACUCAGUGCCGACGCCAUUGCAGUGCACGAAAGCAUCGUGUACAUGUCCGCCAAGUUAGUGCUGACAGAUGCUUGGAGUUCUAGCUGCAUUUCUGGUUCUUUCUCGAACUCCAUAGAAAAUUACAUUCGAAGAUUGAAGGUUAUUGAAUCUGAAUUUCUAAGAUUGGAGACUGGUUAUUCGGCACUAGAUGUAAGGAUGGAGUGCCAUGAGUUGGAGAAGCACGCCAUGAUCAUUCGAUUCACUAGAUUCCAUGAAUGCGGGGAGACAGAUCGAGCAGGGUGGCUGAUCCAAACUGCAAACGGGGAAGUGUUACACAGCUUGUUCCAUGCUGCAGGCAGCGAAGUGGUUCCACAGAAACUCAUAGCAGAUUGUGCAGUACUAAUGAAGCUUCUGAAGGGGUUGCACAUCCUAUCCCUCUAGAUUUUCUUGUUUACUCCAUUAACAGAAAGUGCAAAUGGGAUGAAGAAAACUGAUGUAAAUAGAUAGAAUGUGCAUAUCUUUUGGAAGGGGGGCAGCAUAAGGUGCCUAGUCCUGUUUUGUUACAACCAAACGCCUCUAUAUAUUGAUAUGAAUGUAAACUACAUUCGGGUCGACAA
Molecule: messenger RNA, 1114 nt
Organism: Zingiber officinale
Lineage: Eukaryota; Viridiplantae; Streptophyta; Magnoliopsida; Zingiberales; Zingiberaceae
Exons: 4
Coding region: 78-938 (286 amino acids)
Source: RefSeq, a predicted model, not a curated record